Molecule: messenger RNA, 6532 nt
Organism: Notolabrus celidotus (New Zealand spotty)
Lineage: Eukaryota; Metazoa; Chordata; Actinopteri; Labriformes; Labridae
Product: large neutral amino acids transporter small subunit 4-like
Exons: 15
Coding region: 270-1994 (574 amino acids)
Biological process (GO): neutral amino acid transport; transmembrane transport
Molecular function (GO): L-amino acid transmembrane transporter activity; neutral L-amino acid transmembrane transporter activity
Source: RefSeq, a predicted model, not a curated record
UGCACGGCUGCUGCGCUGCUAUAAAGCUGCAGCAAUGAGGGAUGAUGAGAAGAGAAAUAGUGAUUCAAAGAAACCAAAGACACGUCCUACAUGUGAAUUGUCCCUGCUGCUUUGUGUGUGUGUCGUCGGGGAAUCUGUGGACGUGCUGAAGAGGAUCUGACUGAGGAAGGAGCGGGUCUUGAUUGUGCCCAGAAACCAAGGACUCAGGCUCAGUCAGCAUUCAUCAACCCAAAUCAGACCAGUGAAGUGCAACCUCUGAGCCAGCUGAGAUGGCUCCCACCUUGGCAACAGCCUUCUCCCGCCGCUGGUGGAUGGCGGUGACAGCGGUCAUUGAGAACCUGCUUUUCUCUGCCGUGCUGCUGGGCUGGGGAUCCCUGCUCAUCAUGCUGAAGUCUGAAGGCUUCUACUCGUACCUGUGUAAAGCACCAGGAAACAACACCGGCCUCAAUAUCUCUAACAUGACCACACCGGAGCCGGAGGAAGAGUACCUGGAGAUGAACGGCUGGCAGAUCUGCAACGACCAGGAUGAGAUGCUGAACCUGGCCUUCACUGUGGGGUCGUUCCUGCUGUCUGCCAUCACGCUGCCUAUGGGCAUCGUCAUGGACAAAUACGGUCCUAGGAAGCUACGACUUCUUGGCAGUGCCUGCUUUGCUUUCUCCUGCCUCCUCAUCGCCUACGGUGCCAGUGACCCCAACAAUCUCUCCAUCCUGAUCUUCUUUGCUCUGGCGAUGAACGGGUUCGGAGGCAUGUGCAUGACCUUCACUUCUCUGACGCUCCCCAACAUGUUCGGAGACUUGAGGUCGACCUUCAUUUCACUGAUGAUUGGCUCCUACGCCUCCUCUGCUGUCACUUUCCCCGGCAUCAAGGUGAUCUAUGAUCUGGGUGCCACCUUCAUCAUUAUCCUGCUGGUUUGGGCCGCCUGCGCCUGCCUCGUCUUCUUCAAUUGCUUCGUGAACUGGCCCUUGGAGCCUUUCCCGGGCCCAGAGGACAUGGACUUCACAGUGAAGAUCAAGUUCAGCUGGCUGGGCUUCGACCACAAGAUCACAGGGAAGCAGUUCUAUCGUCAGGUGACCACCGUCGGGCGCCGCCUCAGCGUUGGUAACUCCAUAAAGCGCGAGCACCAGCCGCCAAAAGGCCUGGCCACCCAGGAGGCCAACAAGCUGUGCCUGUCCACUGUGGACCUGGAAGUCAAGUGCAAGGGCAAGCAAGAGACUCAGUCCUUCAUGCAGAGUAUCUUCAGCCCCAUCUUCCUCCUCAGCCUCAUCACCAUGUGUGUGACGCAGCUGCGCCUCAUCUUCUACAUGGGCGCCAUGAACACCAUCCUGGAGUCUCUGACGGGGGGAGACCUCAGCACAGUGGAGAGGAUGGAAGUGGUGAGCGUCUACACGUCCAUCUUCGGCGUGCUCCAGCUCCUGUGUCUGAUCACCUCUCCUGUCAUCGGCUACGUCAUGGACUGGAAGCUCAAAGACUGCGAGGAUGACAACGACAAGAUAUCCAAGAGGGAGCCCGGUCAGCCUCGCCGUCCUGACAAACAGAUCCAGAAGAUCGUCAACGCCACCAGAGCCUUCGUCUUCACAAACCUGCUGCUUGUUGGAUUUGGAAUCACAUGCAUCGUCCCUAACCUGCCCCUCCAGAUUCUGUCCUUUAUCCUGCACACCAUCGUCAGGGGCUUCAUCCACUCUGCAGUCGGAGGCCUUUAUGCUGCUGUGUACCCGUCCUCUCAGUUCGGCAGUUUGACGGGGAUGCAGUCUCUGAUCAGCGCUCUGUUUGCGUUGCUCCAGCAGCCUCUCUUCAUGGCAAUGGUGGGACCUCUGGAGAAGGACCCUCUAUGGGUGAACGUCGGCCUCUUGGUGCUGAGCAUGCUGGGAUUCUGCCUGCCGCUCUACCUGCUGUGCCACAGUCGCUACCUCACGCGCCUCAGAGACGAGCAGGAUGAGGAUCCAAAGAUCUACGUCAAGAUGAAUCCCGACAGCAAGCCCGAGGCUUUUGUCUGAACACUGAAGGGAAAAAAAAUCACUUUCUAAAAAAAAACUGAGAAGACGAGCAACGCUGAAACGAGAUGAACAGAGAGAAAGAGAAGAAGAAGAAAGGGUGGAGGUCAGGUGUGAUAAACUCCUUCACCCUUUCCUCUCUGAUGCUGCAACUAGACAACUCUCUCACCUCAUCAUCACACUCUCACUUGGGUCAUUUCACUGCCGAUCAUAUGUGGUCUGAUGUGACUGCACGCCACUGUGACACACACUUUCACCCUCUCAGAUACACUGUGACAAAACACACACACACACACACACACACACACACACACACACACACACACACACACACACACACACACACACAUAUACAUCUAGAGGUCCCUCUCCCUCAACUGCAUCUCUGACCUGAGGAAGAACAGGGACUAACGGGAGGAAGAAGCAAUGACGGACUUUGUAUACCUCCCUGAAAGACUCCUCUGCACGUCCAGUUUGAUCUUUUUGAGCUCUCACAUUUGUCGCUAAGCCUUCUUAAAAACCACAGAAAAGGAAGAAGAGGAGAACCUGGAGGUGUCGGAUGUUAAAAAAAGAAACUCAGCAGUAGUAUUUCUGCUUUAUAAGUCCGAACCUCCGCAUUCUGGAUUGUCUGAGGCUAGCCGUUGAUUUCUCUGACUCACACACACACGAGUAGCAGCCUCGGACAUGUAAUCUCUGCUGUGUCUCGUGCUUGAGGGCAUUACGUGAAAAGAAACAGCAGUAUUGGUAGCAGCCCAGAUUGGAAACAGUUUGACAGCUUUUUUAAAACCGGCACAUGGCUCAGAGAAGUUGCUCCAGAAAGCUGCAGCAGCUCUGUGUGCGUGUGUGUUACAUAAUGCAGCGCUGUGGGGUUUGAAUACUGCAUGAUGCCUGAGACAGUGCUGGUCCUUUCUUACUGUUUCACUCAGUCACCAGAGCAGGAAAACACACCCUCAACCCGCCUUGUUUUUCAUUCUGCUCCUGAUUCCUCUUGUGUUUCAAAUAUGUAACCUCCUGUUGUUUUAUGCAGAUAUAUUAACUGCAAUAUGAUCACAGAUAUGUGCAAAGUGUUUAGCGUAGGUAGAUGGGAUGAAGAUAUGAAAAAUAGUGUGUUUAAAAAAAAAAGUGGGAGUUAGUAGCCCUCAGGUGGACUCACCUGCUACACAGUUUGGAUUCGUCGUAGCAAUAAGUGCUUCUGUGAGGUGCUGGGCGACAUGUUGACACACAAUCACACGCAGACAGACAGGUGAACAGUUUCUGAAUCAAACAGGUGCUAGAUGAUUUACAGAUAUGUUUUUUUUUUGCAUUUUGCUGUAAAGUUCCCAUGAAAAUGAAAAAUCUGACCCAACGAAGAAAAAGAAAAAGAUGUUGCAGACGUUUUUAACGGUACUGAAGUGUUUGCAUCUCCUGAACUGAGAUGAAAUACUUCUUUUGUAUCCAAUGAACCACUUCUUACAUUUCCUGAUGCUUGCAACUUGCAGGCGAGUAGUUAGCCAGCAGUUAUGAAUUGUUUUUGAGUUUGCAGCCACGUAAGUUUCUGCACAUGACACUCAAAAGUCUGCAGAAUAUCUCCUCUUAGUCGUUUCAUGGGAGCUUUAACAUGCACUUGCCAUCAUUGCUGCAAAAACUUGAAUCAUAGUGAGUUUAUUUGUCUGGAUUCUUAUCAAAAUGUGAAGUUGCACUUAAUAUUAUCCACAUUCCUUUUACAAAUCCAAUAAUAAAUCUUAAUUUAAGACACUAAAAGCUCAAAAUAAGGCCGUUAAUUCAUUAUAAUAAGUAAAAUAUCAGCUAAUGCAGCCUUAUUUUUGGGUUGCAAAAUCUUAAAAUAAGACCUUUUUCUGGAUUUGUCUCGGGAAUGAGUCUUCUAUGAAACAUACUGAGAUAUUUCCACUGAAACGAGAUGAUUACACAAACUAAGUUUGAGUUUUUGCAGCGAGAUGAAACAUAAGAGCUGUUUUUUUCUCCAAAGAAUGAAUCACUAACCAUUUCAAACGACUCUCUCUGUUGUCAGUUUCACGUCAGGUUCGUGUUUUUCCUGCACCCUAAAGUGAAACUCCGACAGCAGCUCUGGGAAACUUGAACUCACCUCUAAUGAUAGUCUUUAAAAGGGAGAUAGAUUGAAGGUAGCAAGCUGAUAGAGACGCGUACCUCCAGCUCCUGUGGCAUUAAGGAGUCUAUGUUUGUGAGGUAACGCAGGGAGAUGAUCUGAACGGCGGAUUCAGUCGGCCUGCUGUCUUCAGAAGCCAAACAGACGUUUCCCUACCUGACCGUAGCUCACAGAGGCACUUCCAAAGACAGCCAUGACCCUCAGAGUGCCUCUUUAUGUGUACAGAUGAUGGAAGGAGUGGAUCCAGGCAGGAUGUGCAGCAACCCCCGUCCCUCUUUCCCUUCUAUCUAUCCAUACGUCUAUCACUCCCAUCCAUCCAGUCUGCAAUCGGGUUCCAUGACAGAGCUGAGAGACAAACCUCUGCGCCCCGUGAGUGACUUCAGAGAGGAAUGAAUGGCACAUGAUGCACUUUAGCCCCGUAGACUUGGACCUCAGUCACGUUUUCCUGAACGGCCUGCCCUCUCUGUGACCGAACUUUGGUGCAUGAUGCAAAGAAUGUAAACUUUAGAGCUUCAGAUGUAGAUUUUUAACUCAUAGAAAGCAGAAAGAUGCUGUUAUUUUUUAUAUUCACAGAUAAAACUAUCUUCACAUGUUCGGUAUAUUUUUUGCCUUUAUGUGCACGGAAAGCUUGGCAGAGGUUUGUCUCUCGGUUCUUUGGCCUGGACGUCUUCACAGCUCUGUCGUCUUUUGAAAACCGCAUGAGUUUUUUUUUUUUUAUCAGUAAUGGAGCAAAGAUACUUGUUAGGAAGGAAAUGCUGCAGUCUCUUGUUAUUUAUCUGUGUUUAGUGAGAAGACAAAUGUGAAGAGGCUCAUUUAAAGCGCAAAAAACGUCAGGUUUCUUCAUGUAUGUGCAUUAAAAAAAAAGGCCAAGUUUUGGUCAUGUUGGAAACUUCUGAGCAAGUGUUAUGACCAAAACCUUCAAAAUCAUUACUUUCUGUAUUUCAAAUUGGACUUUUAAGCGUCCCAAACAUGCAAAACUGGUGUAACGAGAACAGCUCUCAGUCCAUGCAUCCAUUCCCUCGACUUAGCUCAGUCAAAGUCGUCUGAUGGUUGUCUUAGCUCAGCUUUUGUUGCAUUAUCAGUGUAACAACUUUCCUCAGGGACUAGGAACCUUUAGAGGAAACAGGGUAUUUCCACUAGAUCUGAAUCAGGUUUCAGGGACUUUAUUUAACCCCUUAAAUGUCCUUGUAAGGAGCAAAGUACUGUAACUUACGGUGCUGAACAUUUCUGAUACACAGCAUUUUUGAAGCUUGUUUUAAAAUACUCUGCAGACAUAAUCAGUGAGUAUUUACAUUUAGCUUCAAACAUUCAAUGAUUUUCAAAAUAAAGCCAGCAAUAUGGACUGAAAAGAGUCCAGCCCUUAAUCGGCUUUUCUGCAAAAUCAAAAAAGGGACUAGGAAACUGGCCCUUAAGAAACAAGGUGCUAGCUCGAAGACAAGAUGUAAACACAGCCUUUAGAGAACUAGUCCGUCUAAUGUUGACAGAUACUGUAUUUGCAUCACAGUGGAAACACACGGACAAAGGACACUUUUAGUUCCCUCUAAAGUAGUUUCUGCAGGGGGCGUAUCCAGACUUUGGCACUGACUCGUGCAGGGGAGAGAACAUUCAUGUAUUCCCUCUUUUUAAAUCUACUGUAACUGAUACAGUAAAAGCUCACCAUGUUAACAGCUGAAGUGUUCAGCUUCGAUACACCAGUUUUGUUCUUUGAGGAAACAAAAGAUCAAACACUUGAGGCAGCCUUCUUCACAUUUAAUUUUCUUGCAAAACACAUGUAAAUAACUGAGCUCCACAGAGUGUAUCCAGCAGGGCGCUGGUGCGUCUUGAUGCAGGUACAGAUGCACUCUGAUGCAGCACUCUGCUCCUGAAUGUGGGAAAACAUCAACAUUGAUUCUUCAUUUACCUGGUAACUCAUCCAAAACUAAACGCUUGGACCUCUGUGAAGUAAAGAAACAGAUUUGUCAAAUGAGUGAUGAGUUAUCGGGUAAACUUUCAUUUCAGACACUUGUCAGCACUUUCUUUCACUGCCGUACCUUAAACGUGUCCCGCCCUCAGUGCCAUCACCUCCGCUGUCACCCUCACCUCCUCUGACAGGAAACUAGUCUAGUUAUUGAUAAGUGUAUUGAUUGUGUUUUAAAGAUUGUGUGUGGUGAUAGGUAAAGGGUUUAGAGCUGGCACACUGUCGCCUUGUUUCCUCCUGUAGGCAUGAACCUUUUUGUAUUUUUUUCUACCUACCAUGCUCCAGUUCAUUUUGUUUUUUUGUUCAACUUUUCUCUGAUGUUUACGAUGAAUGUGUAUUUUUAUGUUCUUAUACUGUAUUUUUUUGUCCUGUACCACAGUAUAGCCAUUGUCAUUGAAAUUUAAAGUCAUGUUUGACAACUGAAAGAAAAAAAAACAGAUCAGUAUAUGAAGCAAAUAAACACAGUAAUUUGUAAAGAGA